CAUUUUAAAGAAUUCCUCAGCACAUCUUUGAUGUCAAAUGUAGGAAAUUCGUUUAAAAGACGUCGUUUUGGCAUCUUCUCCUGGCAGACAGUAGGCAUUGCUCUACGAAAUUCAUAUAAGAUAGCUUUGGAAGUUGAUGCAUUUGCAAGGAUGCACAAACUAAAACUUUUGCAACUCAAAAAUUUACAAGUCAAUGGAAGCUUUGAAAAUUUUCCGAAAGGAUUACGAUGGUUGUGUUGGCAUGGAUUCUCUUUCAACUCUAUAUGUGAUGAUUUCCCUUUGGAUAACUUGGUUGUUCUGGAGAUGCCGUAUAGCAACUUGCAAAAGGUUUGGGAAGGAACCAAGUUUCUCGAGUCAUUAAAAAUCCUUGAUCUUAGUUAUUCCCAUUGCCUUUCCGAAACUCCUGAUUUCUUGGAAGUACCCAAUCUUGAGCGACUAAUACUUGAAAAUUGUGCAAGGCUGGUAGAGGUUCAUGAAUCUAUUGGACACCUUCAGAGACUUGUUUUAUUAAAUUUGAAAAAUUGCAAAAAUCUAAGGAAGCUUCCAAGAAUCAUUGUUAUGCUAAAAUUUUUGGAAACUCUUGACAUCUCAGGUUGCUCAAAUAUUAAGGAAUUGCCAAUAGAGAUAGGGACUAUGGAUUCUUUAACAAAGUUUAAUGCAAAUGGAACUGUCGUAAGUCCAUUACUCUCUACCACUAAGGAGGUCAAACCAUGGUAUUCAUUCAUCUGGUCUUCUCUAUUGAAACCAAGAAAAAGUGUAGAAAUUUCAUGGGCUCUUUUACCACGGUAUUUGGUACACUUAAGUCUUAUGGAUUGCAAUUUAUCAGAGGAUGCUUUUCCAAAGGAUCUUAGCAACCUAUCCUCAUUGCAGAUAUUAAAUCUGAGCAAUAAUCCAAUUUGUAGCCUCCCAAAUAGCAUUGGAGGUGUUACAGGGCUUCAGAUCCUUGAAUUAGAAGAGUGUAAAAGGCUUCAAUCACUUAUAGUGGAGCAGAAUUUGAAAGUAUUGUCAGUCAUUGAAUGUACAUUGUUGGAGAAAGUAACAUUUCAAUCAUUUUCAUCAUCAACCAUAGAAUUCGAGAACCUUCGUGAUGCAUAUAUAAAGUUGCAGAAUUUGGAAGAGUUUUACAACUCAAAAUGUAUAGCUUAUUCAGCUCCAUUAACCAUGCAAUAUAAUGACUCAUGGGAGAAUCAAUUUGUUAUGAUGGAGCAUUGCAGACCAUUAGUAUUCUAUAAUAUGUGCGACAAUAUAGUUGAGGUCGUGGGCGCAUUUAAGUUAGAACCCAUAGGGAAUAUUGAUGUGGAGAUGAUGAAUAAUUUGGGCUUGCCCAACUUUGGAUCCAUGGGAAGCCCAACUGUUACGCUUUCAAAGAUGUACUUAGAGAAUCAAAAGAAGCUUCCCCUACAGGGAUGUCAUGAAGAACACAUGUUUUACGCUUAUCUUCCGGAAAGCAAGAUUCCAACUUGGUUUAAUAUUAAAAAUAUAGGAUCUUCAAUAUCUUUUAAAGUGCCAUCGCAUUUCAGAAUUCAAGCCUUGAGUGUGUGUUCUAUUUAUGCACUUUCCAAUAAUUCAGAAUAUCUUGACGAUGAUUGUGACACACAUACUAUUAUCAAUAAUACAACCAAGAGUCUGAUUUGGAGCCAUUCCCCAAAAGUCAUUGGCAUUCCAGAAGCUGAUGAGGAUAUGAUGUGGUUAAGUUAUUGGAAGUUUGAAAAUCAGUUGAAAGGUGGGGAUGAACUGAAUAUUUCAGUGGUUGGAAAUGAAGAUUUUCAAGUGAAGGAGGUUGGAGUCCAUCUUGUGUACAAGGAGCAAGAAGAGAAGAGUAGCCAAUCAACUAGUGGAGCAGCAUCCCAAUUACAAUUCUCUCUCUAUGGAAAUGUCGUUCUUGGAAAUGCUUCUACAGUACAUUCGAUGAGCAAAAAAGUCUUCUGCCUCGGAUGUCAUUGGCCACAUUGUUGGAUUUGUGACAAUCUAUAACCUUAACCUUUGUGCACUAACUCGGCAAUUGGUUGCUUCGGGACUAGUGAGAGAUUGGGUUGGCAAUAAUUCUUGCUCUUUCUCCUUAUAAUUAUGUUAUGUUGUGUGAUGAUAAUAUGUUAUAUGCUGGAUAUUCUUCAUGAUGCUAAGGAUUUUGAAUAAUUACUAUGAAUUUUAGUUCUUUUCUCUGCUUUUGUUGAAG
Messenger RNA from Camellia sinensis, 2176 nucleotides. The record is from RefSeq and is a predicted model, not a curated record. NCBI's taxonomy places the organism in Eukaryota, Viridiplantae, Streptophyta, Magnoliopsida, Ericales, Theaceae.